AUGGCGGAAGUCGAAGGACCCCAAGCGAGACAUGUCACCUAUUGUGGAGUGUGCACAUUACCCCCAGAGUAUUGCGAGUUCGGGGGCACUGCAAAGAAAUGCGAGGACUGGCUGAAAGACAACGAGUCAGAUCUCUGGGAUAAACUGUAUUCCGAAGAUGCUUUGAACGCCAACCUCUCCACCUUAUCGGUAUCUGCACAAGAGCGUGCCGCCAAAGAUGCCGCGAAGAAAGAAGCCAAGGCGGCAGCCAGCGAGGCUCGCGAUAGUGAGCGCAAGGCAGCCUCCAAGGUGAUCAUUAAGCGGGUCGAGCGAAACAAGCGCAAAUACGUCACUGUGGUCAUUGGCCUCGAAGUCUUUGGCCUGGAGAACAAGAAGAUUGCAAAGGAUCUGGGUAAGAAGUUUGCUACGGGAUCUUCAGUGACGCGCUCACCGGCUGGCGUGGAGGAGAUCACUGUGCAGGGUGAUGUGAGUGAUGAUCUCAGCGAUUGGUUGCUCGAGGUCCAUGGGGCCAAGAUCCCCGAGGCCAAUAUCGAGUUUGUGGAAGAUAAGAAGAAGAAGAAGAGCGAGCAACCUAUCGUAUGA
Messenger RNA from Penicillium brevicompactum, 582 nucleotides. It is a transcript of the gene tma22, whose product is annotated as putative RNA binding protein Tma22. Gene Ontology annotation, molecular function: translation initiation factor activity; mRNA binding. The transcript has 4 exons. Gene Ontology annotation, biological process: translation reinitiation; formation of translation preinitiation complex. The coding region runs from base 1 to 582 and encodes 193 amino acids. Lineage: Eukaryota; Fungi; Ascomycota; Eurotiomycetes; Eurotiales; Aspergillaceae. The record is from RefSeq and is a predicted model, not a curated record.